Molecule: messenger RNA, 2078 nt
Organism: Klebsormidium nitens
Lineage: Eukaryota; Viridiplantae; Streptophyta; Klebsormidiophyceae; Klebsormidiales; Klebsormidiaceae
Source: the annotation of a GenBank genome assembly
AUGGUGGAAGACGCGCGGCACGCUCUGGAGUCCGUGAGCCUGGCCCCCUCCCCAGUGGUCGCCGCGAUCGACCUCGGGACAACGUACUCCGGCUUCUUCUACGCCUACCGGCGUGACCCGGGGAACAUUUACGGCGAAUACAACUGGCCGGGGCAAGUGGAGGCAAUCGGUCGCCCUUAUUGCAAGACUUCCACCACGUCUCUAUACCAGGAGACUUCUCCGGGGGGUGGCUGGAAGUUGCUGGAGAUCGGAUACCCCGCUAUGCUGCGCCACCUGGACUACUUGGGCCCGGGGCAAGACACCGGGGAGGGGCGGCAGGUGAUGCUGAGCCGCGUGAAGCUUUACCUGGCGAGCGUGGAGUACGCGCGCGGGGGGGAGGGGCUGCAGCUGCCGGAGGGGCUGACGGUGCGGCGCGUGCUGUCGGAGUACCUAGCGGAGAUGGGGGCCAUGGCCGUCAAGGAGAUCCAGGCCAAGCUGGGGGCGUAUAUCAAAAAGUCCGACAUCCAGUGGUGCCUGACCGUGCCCGCCAUUUGGGACGAGCCCGCGAAGCAGGAGAUGCGGCGCAUCGCGGAGGCGGCGGGGCUGAUCGGCCCCGGCGCGAGCCCGCACCCGCUGCUCAUCGUGCUCGAGCCCGAGGCGGCCGCCGUCUACUGCGACAAACACAUGGCGGCCGCCAGGGGGGGAAUCAAGCGCGGCGACGUGUUCUUGAUCGCAGACGUGGGCGGCGGCACGGCGGACCUGAUCGUGCAAGAGAAGAUGGACCGCUCGCUGCGCGAGGUGUCGCGCGGCAGCGGCGACCUGUGCGGGGGCACCUACGUGGACGGCGCGUUCCUGGAGUUUCUGGGCGACCGCAUCCCGUGCCUGGAGCGCUUCCUGGACGCCCACCCGCGCCAGAUGGUGCUGCUCAUGUCGUGGUGGGAGCAGCAGAAGCGCGGCUUCAGCGGCGCGGGCAACCCGGUCGUGUUCGACCUGCCGGCCAGGCUGGCGGCCAUGUGGGAAAAGGAAGACUCCGAGGUGUUUGAGGACAGGGACCGGCUGAUCAUUAGUCCCGCGGAGCUGCGCUCCAUCUUCGACCCGACGCUGGACAAGAUUUUGGCGCUCAUCGACGCGCAGCUGGCGGCGAGCCCCAAGUGCGACCAGCUGUUUUUGGUCGGGGGGUUCUCCCAGUCGCCGUACCUCAUCAAGCGCGUGACCGACACGUUCGCACACAGGGUGGCUAACAUCGUUACGCCGCCCGAGCCAGGCACGGCCAUCUGUCAGGGCGCGGUCCUGUUCGGGCUGGACCCGUCCAUCAUCGCGGAGCGCACCUCGCGCAAGACGUACGGAAUAAAGUGCGACCGCCCAUUCGAAAAGGGCGACCCCGAAGAGAAAAAAUUCCUCCACGAGGACCACGGCUGCUUCUACGUCAGGGGCUCGUUCCACGUGUUCGUGCGCAACGGCGAGCAGGUCCCUGUGGACUCCAAGAUCAGCCACACUUUCAACCCCUCGCGACUCGACGACACUCAGAGUUCCGUCACUCUGCUGACGACAGACAAGCGGAAUCCCAAGUUUGCAGAUGACAACGGAGUGGAAGAAAGCUUCGGGUUUUCCAUCGAUCUGGGAAUAAUGCCACGUGGCCAGCGCUCGUUCGACGUCCAGAUGAAGUUUGGAGCGACUUCGAUAGAAGUGGCGGCGUUCAGGAAGGGGCUAGACGAUGACGACGACCCGGUAGAGGUGAAGGUCGUCCGGUUUGAGAAGCGGUUUGCGAAUAGCCGGAGCUAUUAGAGGGGGCGCGCGCCCCGCGCGCCUGCUCGGACUCGUUUGCGGCUUGCUCUUUGAGCUGGUCCAGACAGGAAAGUCCUGUGUUCCUGAAUUGAAGGAAGCAAAGGGAGAUGGUUUGUGCCGCUUGGCAAAAGUGCUCAAACAGCAGACGGGCUUUGACAUUGAGGUACGAGUGACCGAUCCGAGAUCGAGGUCGCACCAGAUUCUCCAUGGAGAUUGUGAUUACCUACACUGUAGUCGUAAUUGUUGCUGAGUUUAGUGUACUUUGCUUCAUAACCAUUCUGGCCAGCAUUUGAAGCCACAACUCAACAAGAGCU